This is a messenger RNA of Cynocephalus volans (Philippine flying lemur), 3352 nucleotides long. RefSeq names its product MER proto-oncogene, tyrosine kinase (gene MERTK). NCBI's taxonomy places the organism in Eukaryota, Metazoa, Chordata, Mammalia, Dermoptera, Cynocephalidae. Gene Ontology annotation, biological process: multicellular organism development; positive regulation of kinase activity; protein phosphorylation. The coding region runs from base 1 to 3291 and encodes 1096 amino acids. The transcript has 21 exons. Gene Ontology annotation, molecular function: protein binding; transmembrane receptor protein tyrosine kinase activity; ATP binding. Gene Ontology annotation, cellular component: plasma membrane; signaling receptor complex. The record is from RefSeq and is a predicted model, not a curated record.
AUGUCCAACAGGCCAGCUCCUGGGCUGGGCACUGGGGAAGAUGAAAAACACAAGAUCCCUGUCUUUAAAAAGCUGAUGUGUGGACUCUGGUCAAUCAACCCCGUGGGUGCCAUCGUCACCGUCCCCAUUUUCCCUGUGAGGAGAGUGACCCUGUUGCAGCCUCAGAGAAGCUCCACUCCAAAGCUCAAUUGCUGUCCCCAAGCUAGUAGGACCACUUCCUUUGUCUCCACUUUCCCACCACCUCGCCCUGGAAACCUUGUCCGCCCUCCUCAUCCCUCCUCAGAUCCGUGCCUUCAUAGACUCAUUCGGCAAACCUGUGCUGAGCAUCUCCCGUGGACGGGCUGUUGUGUGGGUGCUGUUGCCGAGGAGAGGGAGGAAGCCCAGCCCCACCUGCCAUCCUCAGGACCUUUCCCGGGGAGCCUGCCAGUUGCCAGCACACCGUUCUCCUUUCUUCAUGCCAGCGGGUACCAGCCUGCCUUGGUGUUUUCACCAACCCAGCCUGGAAGUCCACACACGGGCAGCGCAGCCCUGCGCCAGGGGACCUCUGCCAGGACAAAGCGCCUGCUGCCUCUUGCAUUUAAUCACACGGUUGGCCACAUCAUACUUUCUGAACAUAAAGAUGUCAAAUUUAAUUGCUCGAUCAAGGUACCCAAUGUGUACCAGGACACUACAAUUUCUUGGUGGAAAGAUGGGAAGGAAUUGCUUGGGGCUCAUCACACAAUUACACAGUUUUACCCAGACGAUGAAGUCACAGCAAUCAUCGCAUCCUUCAGCAUAACCAGUGUGCAGCGUUCAGACAAUGGGUCAUAUAUCUGUAAGAUGAAAAUAAACAAUGAAGAAAUCGUGUCUGAUCCCAUCUACAUCGAAGUACAAGGACUUCCUCACUUCACUCAGCAGCCGGAGAGCAUGAAUGUCACUAGAAACACAGCCUUCAACCUCACCUGUCAGGCCGUGGGCCCUCCUGAGCCCGUCAGCAUUUUCUGGGUUCAAAACAGCAGCCGCGUUCACGAACGGCCUGAAAAAUCCCCCUCCGUGCUCACUGUUCCUGGUCUGGCUGAGACGGCAGUCUUCAGCUGUGAGGCCCACAAUGACAAGGGGCUGACCGUGUCCAAGGGAGUGCAAAUCAACAUCAAAGCAAUCCCCUCCCCGCCAACUGAAGUCAGUGUCCACAGCAGUACUGCACACAGCAUUCUGGUCUCCUGGGUGCCAGGUUUUGAUGGAUACUCCUCUUUCAGGAAUUGCAGUGUUCAGGUCAAGGAUGUUGAUCCACUGAGUAAUGGCUCAGUCAUGAUUUUUAACACCUCUGCCUCACCACAUCUGUACCAAAUUGAGCAGCUGCAAGCCCUGGCUAAUUACAGCAUUGGCGUUUCCUGCAUGAAUGAAAUAGGCUGGUCUGCAGUGAGCCCUUGGAUUCUGGCCAGCACAACUGAAGGAGCCCCAUCAGUAGCGCCAUUAAAUGUCACUGUGUUUUUGAAUGAAUCUGGUGAUAAUGUGGACGUCAGAUGGAUGAAGCCUCCAAUUAAGCGGCAGGAUGGGGACCUGGUGGGCUACCGGAUAUCUCACAUGUGGCAGAGUACAGGGACUUCCAAAGAGCUCUCUGAAGAAGUCGGCCAGAAUGGCAGCCGUGCUCAGAUUUCUGUUCAAGUCCACAACGCCACGUGCACAGUGAGGAUUGCAGCUAUCACGAAAGGGGGAGUCGGGCCUUUCAGUGACCCAGUGCAAAUAUUUAUCCCUGCACACGGUGGGAUAGAUUAUGCCCCCUCGUCAACUCCGGCACCUGGCAACACGGAGCCUGUGCUUAUUAUCCUUGGCUGCUUCUGUGGAUUCAUUUUGAUUGGGUUGGUUUCAUAUAUCUCUCUGUCCAUCAGAAAAAGAAUCCAGGAGACAAAGUUUGGGAAUGCGUUCACAGAAGAGGAUUCCGAAUUAGUCGUUAAGUACAUAGCAAAGAAGUCCUUCUGCCGGCGAGCCAUUGAACUCACCUUACAUAGCUUGGGAGUCAGCGAGGAACUGCAGAAUAAACUAGAAGAUGUUGUGAUUGACAGGAAUCUUCUAAUUCUUGGGAAAAUUCUGGGCGAAGGAGAAUUUGGGUCUGUAAUGGAAGGAAAUCUUAAGCAGCAAGAUGGAACCUCUCAGAAAGUGGCAGUGAAGACCAUGAAGUUGGACAACUUUUCCCAGCGAGAGAUCGAGGACUUUCUCAGUGAGGCAGCAUGCAUGAAAGACUUCAGCCACCCGAAUGUCAUCCGACUGCUAGGUGUAUGUAUAGAAAUGAGCUCUCAAGGCAUCCCAAAGCCUAUGGUGAUUUUACCCUUCAUGAAAUACGGGGAUCUGCAUACCUACUUACUUUAUUCUCGAUUGGAGACAGGACCAAAGCAUAUCCCUCUGCAGAUACUGUUGAAGUUCAUGGUGGAUAUUGCCCUGGGAAUGGAGUAUCUGAGCCACAAGAAUUUUCUUCAUCGUGAUUUAGCUGCUCGAAACUGCAUGUUGCGAGAUGACAUGACUGUCUGUGUUGCGGACUUUGGCCUGUCUAAGAAGAUUUACAGUGGUGAUUACUACCGCCAAGGCCGCAUUGCUAAAAUGCCUGUGAAAUGGAUCGCCAUUGAGAGUCUUGCAGACCGAGUCUACACAAGUAAAAGUGACGUGUGGGCGUUCGGCGUGACCAUGUGGGAAAUAGCUACGCGGGGAAUGACUCCCUAUCCUGGAGUGCAGAACCAUGAGAUGUAUGACUACCUUCUUCACGGCCACAGGCUGAAGCAGCCCGAGGACUGCCUGGAUGAACUGUAUGAAAUAAUGUUCUCUUGCUGGAGAGCUGAUCCCUUGGAACGACCCACCUUUUCAGCAUUGAGGCUGCAUCUAGAAAAGCUCUUGGAAAGUUUGCCUGAUGUUCAGGACAAAGCAGAUGUCAUUUAUAUCAACACACAGUUGCUAGAGAGCUGUGAGGACCUGGCCGAGGGCCCUUCACUUGCUCGGCUGGACAUGAACAUUGAUCCCAACUCUAUAAUUGCUUCAUGCACCCCCAAUGCUGCCAUCAGUGUGGUCACAGCAGAAGUUCACGAGAACAAGCCUCUUGAAGAAAGGUAUAUCCUGAAUGGGGGCGGUGAGGAAUGGGACAAUCUGGCGUCCACCCUGUCUGCCACAGUCACUGCUGGGAAGGAUGGUGUUUUACCCGAGGACAGACUUGUAAGGAACGGGGUCUCAUGGUGCCAUUCUAGCACACUGCCCUUGGGUGGCCCAUCGCCAGAUGAACUUUUAUUUGCUGAUGACUCCUCAGAAAACUCAGAAAUCCUGAUGUGAGGAGAGCUGAGAGGAGACAUUCCAAACCCAAGUAAAUUCAUCUGUUUUAGGAGAAUCCAAU